AUGGCGGCAGUUUCAGAGCUACUCAGGUGAGUUUUCUACGCUUUCCUCAUGAUAUUUAGUUAAUUAAUGUAAAAUAUACUGUAAGAAGUAAAGGAACAUGAAUUCUAGAUAAUAAUUGUUGAUUUUAGUGUGUGUUCUUGUAGAAUAUAUGUUUAUUAAGUUUGAAAAACUGAAUUUAUAUAAGUAUAUUAUAUUAAAGAGCAUUUAAAUUUAUAUUUGAACACGUGUUUUGCAUGUUCCUAAAUUUUGUACUUGUUGAUAUUUUUAGAUUAACAACUAGGGCAAAAAAAGAUGAGCAGCAGUGGUUGGAUGACAAUGAUGAUAAAAGUGAUGUAUGUUCUUAAAAAUGCUUUUGAAAAUAUUUGUAGGCCCAAAAACAAUAUUAUAUAAAAACAAUAUUAUAUAAAAACAAUAUUAUAUAAAAACAAAGGGCCAAUGUAUGAUUGCAUGAUUAGGAUGGUGGGGUGGGGGGGGGGGGGGGGGGGGGAGGAGAUGCAAGUGGUCCACAACCACCAAACAAACUGAAAAAAUUUUCUCUUCAAAAUUUUGACUGAUCUGGUUGACAAACGUGGUGUAGGAGAUCACAGAACAAGGUGAAAAUGCAGGAUAAAAUCUAUUUUUCUAUGGCCAUUAACAUAUAUUUUUUGUUGUUCAGAGUGGAAGUGAGGAAGAAGUUGAUCAUGAAGAUUUGUUGAAGAAAAUCAAAUCUCUUGACAAGAAAGGAAUUUCUAAGAGGUUUGUUGCUGAAUUAAGUAAAUUUGUUGUCUAAAGCAAACCGAUGAUUUAUGAACCGGAUCUCAUAUAUUUUAGGCGUAAAGGACCGCUGCGGUCUGAAUUAAACCAAAAUGUUUCUGAGUUUCAUUUGAAGUCAGAAGGUUUGUUCAACAUACUGCUUUAUUUCCAGUAUAUCAUGCCACAAUUAAAGUACUUCACUUUCUGCCACUAGAAUGAAUUGUUUGUAAAUAAUUCUAUUUUGUUACAGGUGAUGAUGGUCGUGUCAACCUUGGUGAUCUUGUUGGCUCACUACAAACAUCAAGUUACCACAGUAAACUCAAGAAAUCACUGGUACGCCUUGACUUCACAAAAGAUGCUUAGUUUUAUUCAGUCAAGUCCAUAUAUACAAUCAUAUCAACUUAUAGUAAAACUAUUUUUUUCUUUUGUAGGAAAGCUUACAGAAGAUGGGGCAUAUAGUGGAAGUUCCCUUGGCAAAACCUGCAGCUGAGCGGGUAUGAUUCACUAAUUUAUAGUUAUGGAUAGUUUGAUCAGUUUCAAAAUGUUACUUCCUAAAGCCUGGUUAAUUACACUAUUAAAGUUUCUGUGAUUACAGUAGGAACUUUGCAUAGGUUUAUUUUGAGGUUUGGAGGAAACUGAUUCAUUGUUUAACAGUAAUUCAGUUUGCUCAAAUAUUUCUUACAAAUCCUUCAAAACAUAUAAUUUACCGAAAAAAUUCAUACUGAGAUCACAGAAACGUUGUUAAUGUAAAUUAGUGAAAACCAUGAUGAUGUUUAAUUAAUAUUUACCAGGAAAAUACCUUAAAAUGGUAAAUAUUAAACAUGGUUUUUUACCAAUUUACCAUAUGGGAAAUCUAUAAUAACCAAUAAUGGUAAGCCAUACGUAAGAGUAGAGUUUUCACAGUGAUAGUAUAUAUGGUAAAUCUUUAAAAACCAUUCAAUGAUUCAAAACCCAUUAAUGGUAUUUUUUUUCCCUGUGCAUGUGUCACCAACACUAUGUAUUUACCAUAUCAGCAAAAAGGUAGUUUUAUUCACCAAAAGCCAGUUUACAUGCAGCGAGUUUAACUUGAUAAAAUGUUAAUCAUAGAUUCAAAGAGUUGUUGCUUAUGAAGAAACUUCAAAAGACAUUGGCAAAUGGGAUGCAACAGUUCAGAAAAACAGACGUGUAAGUAGGAUAAUGUUUCUCUCACAAGCAAAACCUUGUUGAAGAAACCAAACUUUCAUGCAUUUUUCAUUGUAGGCUCAGCAGUUGUCAUUCCCACUAGAUGCCUAUAAACCUGCAGAAAUGUCCACUACGACGUUGGCAACAACUUUCAAGGUAUUACGGCAACAACUAUUUCAAUUGAGGUUGUUACAUAACAGUUAUAUUCAAAUUCUCAAUGUACUGGACUUGACAGCUCAUUUGAAUCAUAUUCUCUGCUGUUAGCAUUGUGCUUAUUGUGCAUAUUCUCUGCUGUUAGCAUUGUGGUUGAGAGCUCUAUGUACUGUAUUUCUUCAUUUAUUUUUUAAAAAUUUUUUGAGAUUUACAUUUUUUUGCAGUCUUGCUAUGAGCAGCAAAAUACUGAUCCUAAAGAAUUCCAAGCUGUCUUGGGACUCCAGGCUUUAUUAGAGUUGUUUAUGACCCUGUUACAUGAUUAAUUUACAAUGGUAAUCAAACGACAUUCUUCUUUAUUUAAGCCUCGUACUCCAUUGGAACAAGAGAUAGCAAAUGUGCUUCAGAAUAGUUCACAAAUGUUAGAACGAGAAGAUAAAGAAUUGAGUCUUGAGGAAGAAGAAGCUUUGAAGAAUAUGAGUUUGGAAGAGGUGUGUGUCUUAGCCUAGUUUGUAGGAAUUAAGAAACUCUCUGUCAAACUCAGAAUUAAAUAAAUAUGACGUCUUUUAUGUUUUUUGUAAAGGCUCUUGAAAGACGUCAUGAGCUCCAGAAGUUGCGAGCUUUACAAUCGUACUAUGAACAAAAAUGCCGAAGAAUGAAGAAAAUCAAGAGUAAAAAGUAUGUUACAUAACAUUCUUUGAUCAAUUUUUAACUUACUGCGAAAGAGUGCCAUUUACCAUAAUAAUUGUAUUUGCUGUUUCAGGUACCACCGUAUAAAACGUAGAGCUGAGAAAAGGGCAAACAGUAAACAAACAUUUGAACAGUUGCAAAAAGAAAAUCCUGAACUAGCUCAAGUUGAACUGGAAAAAGCUGAAAAACUGCGCGUUCAGGUACCAGAUUUUAAUUUCCAAGCUUGUUGGAGUAUAGACUUGUAUUAUGAAAAAAGCAAGUGUGUGUCUGAUACUGUGGUUUGCGCUUGAGCGACCUGAAAAAAAUUCAGCUCAGACUGAAACCACAACUGCUAUUAUUAAUUAUUUAUUUUCACAUCUUUUAACACGGUGUCUAAUCAACCCAACUAUUACAAAAUAUAUACAGACAAAUUAAAAUGGUUGCUUUUCAUUAGGCCGUGUGUCUAUAAGUAUAACAGUUAUUUACAUUAUUAAAAAGAAAAUAAACAAAAACACAGAGAUAGAAAUACAUUCACUUUACUUUAUUCCUUAACACGUUUGAGAUAUCUUUUUCAGCCUAGUUCAGAAUUCAGAUCGACCCACAUCACAGCAGCUUAUAUAGUUGUAGAUUAUACUACCUACAGUGUGCAUUGGACCCUACGUUUGAGAUGUCAUUCGGGUAGUUCAGACCCACACCACAUUGUACAAUACUACCUGCAUUGGACCAUCACGUUUGAGAUAUAUUUUUCAAGUAGUUCAGACACAAAUCACGACAACUUAUUGCAGAUUACUAUAUGAUUACUACCAGUCUAGUGUUGGUAGUAUAUUGAUAAUGCUCGCCAACGUUUGAGAUAUGAAUAAGUAUUUGCUAUGUUUGUGUAGGAAAGAAUGAGCUUAAAACAUCGGAAUACUUCAAAGUGGGCGAAAAACAUCAUUGCUAAAGGCAUUAAUGACGUUCAGGUGAAUCGCAUAUUCUUUCGUUAAAGCUACUUCUAAUAAUGUCGUUUUAUUUACACAAGAAAAGCGGUUGUUCAAAAGGCAAUUUGACUUAAUCAUAUAUAAACUCCGGGUUGGGCCAAUUGCCUUGUGAAAAACCGGCUCUUGUCUUGGUCACUUCAUUAAUAAAAGAGAAAAACAACCUGUUCUUUACCACUAGCUCUUAACCGUUUAGGCGCGACAAGCUCUUUCCGAGCAACUGCGGAUAAGCCGACAGUUAACUGAGACGAAAACAGUCGAGUCGGAUAGUGACGAAGAGGAGGGAAAUAAAGCCGAAGAUGACGCGGAGAUUCCCGAGAAUUUUAGAAAUUUUGGACUGGUCGGUGAUAGUUCGGAAAAUCCUUGGCUUCUGAACGAUGGAAAAGAAAGAGAAAACAUGAACGAAGUAACUGAAGGUUUGGAUUGAUUUAUUUUAAAAUGUUUUCUAAACUCCGCAGUUAACUGAGUUGUGUGUUACGGACGAAAAAAUAACUAAAGCAACAUUCAGUGCAGUUGACUGGUAGAAAUUGGGACGACUGAAUCUAAUCAAGGCAUUGAGCUGACAUACAAUUAACAUUUAUACCGGUUAGUUCUAAACUGUUCUCCCUAAAGUCCAUUUUCUACUAGGCGAAUUUGUUCGCGCGAACAGUAACAAAGUAGGAACUGAUCCAACUUUUUCGCGGCGAAUUUUUUCGCUGACCAAUCACUGCCAAGAUUUGCUUUUCGUUUCGCCUAGUGGAAAAUGGGCUUAAGGUCCAGUAAGCAGCCAUUGUUGGUACAAGAGGAAACUGGUAUUAAAGAUAAAAUAAUAAAAAAAAAAUAAAAGAUAAAAUAAUGUUUUUCUUGUAAUAACAUUUAGAACAUGAAAACACAAAAGAACGGUUGAGAAAACUGAAGGCAAUAACUGCAGAAGAAACGAAGGAAGGACAAGGUGAUGAAGACGAAAAUGUCUCGGAUAAUUCUGACCAAGAUGAGACGUUUGAAUUGAUGGAUGGAAGUGGAGCGCAGGAAAGUGGAAAGAAGAGAAAGAAGAGAAGAAAGAAAAAGAGUAUUAAAGGAAAGAAUAAUGAUGAGGGGAGCAGGGGGAAAAGAAAGAAAUUGAAGGGAGAUAAAGUUGACGACAUCAGGGAAGAGGGCAUACAAAAGAAAGGGAAAAUCAAAGGAAAGAAGAAAAAAGUUCUUUCGAAAGGAAAUAAUGAGGAAGUAAAUAUGUUGAAGGAGGCGAAGUGGAAAACCUUGAGGAAAAUGGCAUAA
Molecule: messenger RNA, 4940 nt
Organism: Paramuricea clavata
Lineage: Eukaryota; Metazoa; Cnidaria; Anthozoa; Malacalcyonacea; Plexauridae
Source: the annotation of a GenBank genome assembly